This is a messenger RNA of Sclerotinia sclerotiorum 1980 UF-70, 327 nucleotides long. RefSeq lists its product as hypothetical. Lineage: Eukaryota; Fungi; Ascomycota; Leotiomycetes; Helotiales; Sclerotiniaceae. The transcript is spliced from 2 exons. The record is from RefSeq and is a predicted model, not a curated record. Bases 1 to 327 code for a protein of 108 amino acids.
AUGGCAGGAAUAAUCCGCAUAACCAUGUUCAAAGCACCCACACAAUCCUCCCGAGACGCCCUCCUCAAAAACUACGAAAAGCUAUCUAAAACCGCCGUCAAAAACUCAACCCCCUACAUCCUCUCCCUGCAAGCAGGGGAAUCCCAACCCAACGAUCCCCGCACCCAAGGCUAUUCCGUCGUCGCAAAGACCGAAUUUAAAGAUUUGGAGGAUAUGAAGUAUUAUGAGGAUUCGUGUGAGGCGCAUCGGUGGUUUAAGGGGGAGGUGAAGAAUUUGGGGGUGGAGGGGGUGUGUUGUGUUUUUUUUGAGGCGAGUGUUGUUGGUUAG